AUGUCGGAGAACAUUGACACUGGCUUCAUCCAAGUAAGUUUAUUCAGUUUAAUGUUUAAUAUGUAGUAUAAAUUUAGAGCCUGAACAAAAAUGAUGUAAUGUUAAUUUGUGUUUAGGAAUUUCUGGAUAACCCGGCCAAUGCAAAGAAGAACCCGGUGCUUCAGCUUCUGGAGUUGAGAAUUACAAAUUCAGCUCCAAAUGUCUCAUUUAGGGCACGGAUGAGCGAUUCUCAGUUCACUUACUCAUCUUGUGUUGGAGCUCCAGCUGCUUUGGAGUAUUUGCAAAAAAUGGGUAUUGCAUCAAGCAGGCCGGUGAUCAGAGUCAACUCUUACACUACAUCAGAUAAUAAGUAUGUUUUUUUUUAGUUUUUCUUUUUUUAGACUUUAAGCUAAGGUCUCUCAUGGCCAGACGAAUGGAUUUAUGUUUUAAAAAUAUAAAAUGAGUUGCUUUAUUUAUGUGAAGCUAAACUAUUGGUCAUAAUGGUUUGUAUUUUCAGUGGAAAACGCUUGUUUUGCAUGGUGAACAUCGAGUUGAUUGAAGAUACUACUGAAAUCAUCGGAAGUCCAGUAGCUCAUUCAGGAAACCCGAAUGAUUACCGUGGUAUGAACAACUUGCCAGUCCGAGCCCAAAGUCCUUCGAGAAAGCGACAAGGAUCUGUGAUCAAUGCCACGACUCCAUCUAAGAGAAAUAACUCCUCGGGCGGAGUUUUUGGCCAAAGGAUCUUCUCCAUCAAAGACAUAUCACCUUAUGUUCCCAACUUCAGAAUUUGUGGAUUGUGCCAGUCCAAGGAGGCGAUGCGACAAGUAAAUACUAAGAGAGGACCUUCUCAUUGUCUGAACUUUACUAUUAUCGACGAAGGUGGCAAUGCCAUCAGAAUCACCGUCUGGGGCGACCAAGCUUCUGAAUUGGAUCAGAUUAUUGAAGAGAACCAAGCUUACUACGUGGAUUGUCAAGGAAAUGGCACUGUGAGGGAAUCGAACAAGAGAUUUAAUUCUACUGGACAUCCUUACGAAUUGACUUUGAAUAAUGGUUGUUCGGUAAGCUUGUACAUUAAAAACUGCUUUAAUAUGAGGUUUUGGGACAUGAAGGUAUUUUUUGUAAUUUUUAAUUUAACGUCUGGUUAAUAUUUCAAGAAUCAUGUAUGUUUUAGUAAAAAAACAUGAUUUUUAAACAAAUAUACUGUUAUAAUGUUCUAUUUUUAGGUAGAAGUGUGCACUGAUCGUGUAGUAGAGCCAACAAACAUUAAACUUAACCCUAUUUCGUUGUCCGAUAUCAAGGUCCAUCCUAACGAAUGUGUUGAUGUUCUUGCUGCUAUAGAUUCAGUGGAAGAAGUGUCAACAGUAAAUGCCAAGGAUGGUCGAACACUUCACAAAAGAUCCAUCAACCUGAUCGAUGACACCAAGACCCAAGUUCAGCUGACAUUGUGGGAGGAUGAUGCUCACAACUUUGACUAUCAAGUUGGCGAUAUCAUCGGACUAAAGGGCGCCAGUGUUCGUGAAUUCAAUGGAGGAUUCUCGCUGAGUGUCUCCAAGGCUUCUAUCCAGAUAUUCCCAUCACCAUCUAGCGAAGCCACUGAUGAAUUGGCCAGAUGGUUCCAGAAUGAGCGACCAAAUGCCGAAAUUGCCAGAAUUAGUGGAGGAGAAGGUGGAGGAUCUCUGGAGAGAGACUUCAAGAUGGUCGGAGUUGUUGUGGGAUCAGGAAUGGCACAAUCAGCCGAUGAUAGGGGCAUGUAUGUAAACAUCAAGGCUACAGUAAACUCGAUUAGAACUGAGAAUGCUUUCUACGAGGUGGGUUUAGUGUUUUUAUUUUACUAGAGACUUUGCUUAUCAAUAUUAUUGUAUUUUGUCUAGUAUUUAUUAAAAGCAUUUGCUAUAGAGCUGCAAGACCUGUCGUAAGAAGGUGAACAUGGUGGAUAACCAAGCCACCUGUGAUCGCUGUGGACCUGGAGUAGAGUCCAAGUACGUUUAUAUGUUGGCGAUGGAAGUUGUCGACUUUACUGGUGCAACAUGGAUAACGUUGUUCGACGAAGCUGCUCAAUCUCUGCUGGGUAUUCCAGCUAACGAUCUCCAACAGAUGUGCAUUGACGAUGUAAGUUCAGUAAUGUCGUUUUUUGAAUGUCAGCUUCGAUUGUUAAAGAUUCUUGUGGUAUUAUAAUAUGCUUUAUGUUUAGAAGGACGCUUACGACAGUGUGUUUGACAAGAUCAGAUUCAACGAGUACGUCUUCAGAUGCCGUGUAAAAUACGAAACCUUUAACGUGAGUUUUCUUUCUUCUUGUGUUAUUAAGGUUCUUUUGUAGUUCAUAUUGACUGAUAACGUUAUUUUAGGAUCGACAGAACUUGCGCUGGACCGCGAUGCAAGUGAAUCCUGUGAACUACGAAAAGUUCUGCCAGAUGUUUGAAAAGUCACUUAAUGUAAUGAACAAUCUGUAA
Messenger RNA from Bursaphelenchus okinawaensis, 2429 nucleotides. The record is from the annotation of a GenBank genome assembly. NCBI's taxonomy places the organism in Eukaryota, Metazoa, Nematoda, Chromadorea, Rhabditida, Aphelenchoididae.